Molecule: messenger RNA, 552 nt
Organism: Ceraceosorus guamensis
Lineage: Eukaryota; Fungi; Basidiomycota; Exobasidiomycetes; Ceraceosorales; Ceraceosoraceae
Exons: 1
Coding region: 179-490 (103 amino acids)
Source: RefSeq, a predicted model, not a curated record
CCUCUCUCCCUGAAGCGAUAUCGGCCUUGACGACCGCGGGAGAUGUGCGCACCCUACCAAAUGCGACCCUCGCCACUCCACGUCUAGUCGCUUCUUCUCCUGAUACAUAUGGCUGCGCAAUCUUUGUGCUCUUGAAUGCCUCCCACGGCAUCAUUAUCGUUAUGUUACCAAUCUACAGAUGAACGGCUUGGGGCUACCACAUGAGAAUUGCUCAUCAAGACUCUCCCCAGGACCACUUUGUUUCCUGGGCAUCCACGUCUCUUACGCCCCCACCCUCCCCCCGCUUUUCUUCGCUUUCCUUCCUUUUGCGAUGUUCAGACCAUCUCCCACGUGUAACAUAAAAUACUAUACUCAUAUCGAUGUGACUUGCGGAUCCCACGCCCAGACUCUUGCCUACGACAACAUGCACACUCACACGCGUCUAGAUAAAAGUAUCUGUUCAGCCUGCCAUCUCUCACGUCUAUCGAUCGCUGGCAUGCAUGCAUGCUGAGAUCUCGAAUGAAUCGCGAGGGUUGAGUGUAUACGUCGACCGCACGACAUGAUCCUGCUGCG